AUGGGCACUGCGGAUACCGUGGCGAGGCCGAUAGCAAGUCCCUCUCGCGCAGUCCACACGAGCAGCAGUGCGCCAGCGCAGCGUCCCCUAACGUCUGCGCGAGGCCGAAGAGCGCACAAGACGGCGCCCUUCGCGUCACCGCAGCCAGUGCUGCUGCGCAACCCAUACGGCAUGGAGCGGUCGCGCCUUGUCGACGCUCUUCACGGCGGCCGCCGCGCCGGCUUUCGCGCUCACCAACACGGGCCGACUUCCUCAUCGCACGCCGACGCGGAGGCGCUGCUGUCGCGGCAAGAUGCCGCGCUCUACGAUGCGUGCGCCACGCGGCUGCGAGUGGUGCAGCAGGAGCGCCGCGCUCUGGCCGAAAAGAUGGAGGCCUCAAAACAGCAGCUGGAGCACGUGCACGCACUCCUCGAUGUGUGGCGUGAGAAGCCCCAACAGCCGCCCGCUACGGCACCGACAAAACAAGCGGAGAGGGAUGGAGCAGUGCCGGAGCCGCAGCCAAGCAGCUCGCCGAGGAAGCAGGAGACGGAGAGGAUUAUACGUCAGCUGCGAGAGCUGGACAGGGCAAACGAUGAGCUUCGUCGACGUUACGAGGCCCUCAUGCAAGAGAAACGGCACUGCUUGACGGUGCACAACGCACGACUGCGGCGGCCAGCACCCGCGGCAGCGCCUUCCUCGACCAUAUCGCGCCGAUCCUCCGCGGUAGCUGCGUGCAACGAGUCCAGUGCCUUCGCACGCAAUGUAAAGACGCUUGAGACUCUCCUCGCUACUGCCAUGGCGCAGCAACAAACACUGCAACAGGGGCUUGCGCUGGCCGUCGCAAAGGAACGCGGACGCAUCACGGCUCUCACUGACCUGCAAGCACGCGGUUUUGCAUGUAUGUAUGCACCCGAGCUGAACGGCAGCGCCAUCACAUCCGCCUCGCGCGAAGCGGGCGCUUGA
Molecule: messenger RNA, 942 nt
Organism: Leishmania major strain Friedlin
Lineage: Eukaryota; Euglenozoa; Kinetoplastea; Trypanosomatida; Trypanosomatidae
Exons: 1
Coding region: 1-942 (313 amino acids)
Source: RefSeq, a predicted model, not a curated record